AUGGCUUAUGCGUCACGUAUCAUCAAUCAUUCCAAGAAGUUGAAGGAUUUUGCCACUUUAUUGCGGCGUGAGAAUGCUGCAACGAUCCGUUAUUUCUCCAACACUAAUCGAGCUCCUCUAAACGCUGAAGAAACUUUCAAUGCCCGUCUUGGCUAUUCACCAGUGGAGAGGAUUUCCAAAUGUAGCACAGGCACUGUACCGGUGUCUUAUAGAUUUUCAACUAUGAGAACAAAACUAAGCAGAACAAUGGGAAUGCCAAUGGACUCAGUUAGAGGAUUCUCAUCGGGUUCAGAUCUGCCUCCUCAUCAAGAGAUCGGGAUGCCUUCUCUCUCGCCAACAAUGACUGAGGGUAACAUUGCCAAGUGGCUGAAAAAAGAAGGGGAUAAAGUUGCUCCUGGUGAAGUACUCUGUGAAGUUGAAACUGACAAAGCUACCGUCGAGAUGGAAUGUAUGGAAGAGGGUUAUCUCGCCAAGAUUGUAAAGGCGGAAGGGUCAAAAGAAAUUCAAGUCGGGGAGGUAAUUGCUAUUACAGUUGAAGAUGAAGAAGACAUUGGAAAGUUCAAAGAUUACGCUCCAUCAUCUACCGCUGAUGCCACUCCUCCUAAAGAAGAACCAGCUCCUUCACCACCAAAGGAAAAGAAGGUUGAACAGCCAUCAUCGCCUCCUGAACCGAAGGCUUCCAAGCCUAGCCCACCUCCCACAGGAGAUCGUGUUUUUGCAAGUCCUCUUGCAAGAAAGUUGGCUGAAGAUAAUAAUGUGCCUCUGUCAAGCAUCAACGGCACAGGUCCUGAAGGACGGAUAGUCAAGGCAGAUAUCGAGGAAUACUUAGCCUCAGGUGGUAAGCAAGCUACUGCGAAGCCAUCUAAGACCACUGAUUCUAAGGUUCCAGCUUUGGACUAUGUUGACAUCCCUCAUUCUCAGAUACGAAAGGUCACAGCCUCACGUUUGGCAUUCUCAAAGCAAACUAUCCCUCACUAUUACUUAACCGUCGAUGCAUGUGUUGACAAACUUAUGGGUCUGCGGAGUCAUCUCAAUUCAUUCCAAGAGGCUUCUGGUGGGAAACGGAUAUCCGUCAAUGAUCUUGUUGUUAAGGCUGCUGCAUUAGCUCUCAGAAAAGUUCCUCAGUGCAAUAGCUCAUGGACUGAUGAUUACAUCCGCCAGUUUAAAAACGUGAACAUCAACGUCGCUGUGCAGACGGAAAAUGGGCUCUAUGUUCCUGUUGUGAAGGAUGCAGACAAGAAAGGUCUUUCUACAAUUGGAGAAGAAGUUCGAUUAUUGGCUCAGAAAGCAAAAGAGAACAGCUUAAAGCCAGAAGAUUAUGAGGGAGGAACAUUUACAGUCUCCAACUUGGGAGGUCCUUUUGGAAUAAAGCAGUUCUGUGCAGUCGUUAAUCCCCCUCAAGCCGCCAUUCUAGCAGUUGGAUCUGCUGAAAAGAGAGUUGUCCCUGGGAAUGGUCCAGAUGAAUACAAGUUUGCUUCGUACAUGCCUGUAACAUUGAGCUGUGACCAUCGCGUAGUAGACGGUGCCAUUGGAGCUGAAUGGUUGAAAGCAUUCAAGGGAUACAUGGAGAACCCUGAAUCUAUGUUGCUCUAA
Messenger RNA from Microthlaspi erraticum, 1593 nucleotides. The record is from the annotation of a GenBank genome assembly. Lineage: Eukaryota; Viridiplantae; Streptophyta; Magnoliopsida; Brassicales; Brassicaceae.